This is a messenger RNA of Drosophila teissieri, 1888 nucleotides long. Its product is annotated as transmembrane protein 120 homolog. The transcript has 8 exons. Gene Ontology annotation, cellular component: membrane. The record is from RefSeq and is a predicted model, not a curated record. Bases 404 to 1567 code for a protein of 387 amino acids. NCBI's taxonomy places the organism in Eukaryota, Metazoa, Arthropoda, Insecta, Diptera, Drosophilidae.
CUAACAUCAAAAUCUUUUCCAUCACUACAUAAACCAAGCCAAUAUAUAUCACACUAUAUAUUUUGUAUACGAAGUUUUCAAAUCGCGCGCGCUCGGUUGUGCCAACUCACCUCCACCACACCACGUUUCGUACGUGCUCUUUCGCCUUCGCCCAUCCGCUCUUCCCCGCCCCAACGCGUUCAUCUUUUGUUCGACGACCUUGGAGCGACGUUCAUUGGUUCCGUACGAUUCGGUUUGCUCAAACAGUUCCAACUGGUUCAAUUCGUCGCCAGAUAAAUAAGUUAUUAAAUUUCUGUUGCAUACAACAAAUAACAACAACAAAUAGAGAAACAAAAACAAACACAGAAAUAAUAGCAGCCUAAUAUAGGAAAAACGGCAAGAAAAGCCGCAAAAAACCACAAACAUGAAUAUCGAUUCGCUGAAAAACGAGUGGGAGGAACUAAAUAAGGAGUAUGCCGAACUGGAGAGCUGCAACAGGCGGUACAUCGAGCUGCUGGAGCAGCUGCACAGCCACCAACAAAUGUGCUUCAAUGAGAUCAAGCAUCAGCGGUACCGCAUGAACCAGAUAACGGCGUCUCUGCGACAGUUCAAGGGCCCCGUUCCGGCGGAGGACAAGGAGAAGGUCGAUGACCUGCACAAGAUGACCUUGAAGCGCAAAGCGCAACUGCACGAAAUCGAGCAAUCCUUGCCAGCGAAAUCUGGCCGCUAUUUGCAGAUAAUCCUGGGCGAUGUAAAUGUCUCGAUUCUCAACAGAAACGACAAAGUUCGCUAUAAAGAUGACUAUGAAAAGUUUAAAUUAAUACUCAACGUAAUUGGACUGAUAAUGGCCUUCUUCAAUUUGAUAUUCAACUACAGGGCUCUGGAGCUGGCCUUCAUAUUCCUGCUGGUCUGGUACUACUGCACCCUGACCAUCCGCGAGUCCAUCCUGAAGGUGAACGGCUCGAGGAUCAAGGGCUGGUGGCGGGCUCACCACUUCAUCUCCACGGUGGCCGCCGGAGUUCUAUUGGUUUGGCCACAGGGCGAGCACUGGCAGAUCUUCCGGAUGCAGUUCAUGUACUUCAACGUCUACAUCAGCAUAGUCCAGUACUUGCAGUUUGGCUACCAGAAGGGCCUGCUCUAUCGGCUUAAGGCCCUCGGCGAGCGACACAACAUGGACAUCACCAUCGAGGGCUUCCACUCGUGGAUGUGGCGCGGCCUGAGCUUCCUGCUGCCCUUCCUGUUCAUCGGCUACGGUUACCAGGCGUACAACGCCUGGACGCUCUACAAGUUGGCCUACAGCCCGCCGGAUGCGCCGUGGCACGUGUCCGUAAUGUCCGGUCUGUUCCUGCUGCUGUUCGUGGGCAACAUGGCCACCACUUUGUGGGUGGUGCCCGAGAAGAUACGCGAACGGGCCAAGGAGCGAUACCGCCUCCAGAGCAUGGGCAAGUCGAUGAAGCUGCGCAAGGAGAUGAAGAAUAGCGCCAGUGAUUUGGACAUCUCGAGUGGAUCGAAACUUUCGCCAACUGCGACCACGACUACUUCCAUUGCGACUGCGACGCAAACACCCGCCGAGAAGAAGGAAACUUAAACGAAUCAGUGGUUCUGGUUCUGAUUAGCCUGGCAUUUCAAUUAAACAUAUAUUUACUGUUUUUACGAUUUUUUUUCCUAUUUAUUAAAUUUCCCCUUGGUUUUGUUCCUCUCCCCUGCCCAGCCACCAAAACGACUUUGAAUUAUGUUUCUUUUCCCCCAUUUUCAUACACAUAAUGUAAAACUGAUGUACAUUUGAAGCAAACACUAUAUAAGCAAAAGAAAGAAAAUACCACAAUAUAUAGUCAUAAUACACAUUUUUUUUCGCCUAAUUGUAAGUAUGAAAAGUGAGAAGAUGAAUUAUUAAAUGGAAUUGAAGUGA